AUGUGUCAUGGUCACCCUCGAUGGCAUCCGUGCUCUCACACCUCGAUCAACUGGCAUUACUGCCCUUCCGCCAUGAUCGACCUCGAAACGGGUGUCGAGACACCGUGCAGCCAUGUCAGCUACGCAACGGCGCAACCCAGCAAUACCGACUGUCCGCUUCUCAACUGUCAGUUCAAGGCUAUGGGCGGGACCUGGACAUGCUGCCAGUGUGGCCAAGGACCCAAUGACCAGGGUUGGUGUACGAUGCCGAAGCGGAUGCCGGACCAGGACUACGGUGGGAUUUCCACCGAUGAGACCCGGACGUGUGACCACGGCUGCUGUGCGGAGUGCACACGCUACCGUAAGCCUCAAACGACCCGAUUUAUAACGCUCGAUGAUGUAGCUAACCGAGCGAAUCCAGCCGCGACCCGGGCGGCGACCCCUGACAUGACGUUCGGUGAGCUUCGCAAGGGAACGGCCAGCCGCAAGUUUGGGUACGGCUCAGCUACUCGCUCGCACCGCCGGGGCUCGGCCCUGUCCAAGAUCAACGGCUUCCUUCCCGUUGACGAGGAGGUUGAGACUACUUCGCCUUCUACAUCGGGCUCAUCUUCAAGGAGCAGCGUUUCCCACAAGUCGUCUGUCUCGAGUAGCACGUCUUGUAGGUCCUCGGCCUCAGCCUCGGCUGGUCGCGGAUCAGUACAUCGGGCCGACUUGGAGUACAGUUCGAAGAGGCACAAGUCCUCGUCAGGCAAGUCGACGAAGAAGAGUCAGAAGUCACUGAGAUCACAUUGA
This is a messenger RNA of Colletotrichum destructivum, 771 nucleotides long. RefSeq lists its product as uncharacterized. The record is from RefSeq and is a predicted model, not a curated record. Lineage: Eukaryota; Fungi; Ascomycota; Sordariomycetes; Glomerellales; Glomerellaceae. The transcript has a single exon. Bases 1 to 771 code for a protein of 256 amino acids.